AACGUGUGACCUCUCUACUUUGCUUAACCAGGUUUUGCCCUUGUCUCUCCCCCAGCAUCCCAGCAGACAUGUGAGCCAGUGGAGGUCCCUGACAACCAGAAUGCCUGGAUCAGGGUGAGGGAGAUGCCUACAGGCUGCUGGACCAGCUACACCACUAAGGACAGUAAAGAGGUGCACAUCCUCAGCCUGCACUACCUUCCUGGGGUAAGGCAAUCUACAUACUGUUUGUCUGUCCUGAAUUACUGUGGAAGCACUCCACUAGAAUUAGAAGCAUACAGUACGCUGAAUAUUCCAGUACAUUGAAUACACAGGUUAUAAUGUGCAGUACAGUGAUAUGUGAGGUAAUACGAUUUUAUUGUAGCAAUAUGUUGUCAAAUAACACCCUACAUUGGACAGAAUUAACUUUUCAUAAUGUUCUGAAUUGUUAGAUUACAUUCAGUUUGUAUAUCCCACAUCGUAUCAGGAGUCCAUAUAGUGACUAGCUAGCUCCAUAUAGCUGGAACGUUUGGCCCGUUCCUCAGGGAAAACGUUGUUCUGGGAGAGUGUCUGCGUAAGAUUGAUACCAGAUGAGCGUUAGCACACUAGGCUAGCUUACACAUGAGAUUGAUACCAGAUGAGCGUUGGCAUACUAAACUAGCUUACAAAUGAGAUUGAUGCCAGAUAAAUUAGCUAGCUUUCCCAUAUGGCUGAGCGUCAACAUGAGGGACACCUCCUCUGCUCAGCCUGAUAAGUACAAACACAUGCCAGACAUAACAUGGAGCCGGGGUCUCCCCUGAGGUGACUGGGGUGUGAAAACACACCCUCAUCCAACAGCCUGCAUGGGGAAUGGGGCUAUGUGUGCUGAAUACAGGUUGAUUUAAAAUUUGUACCCCAAAUUGUAUAACUAUAUUUAAUUCAAAUUAUAGCCAUUUGGGAGUUAAAUUACGUAACUGAGCCAAGAUCGGUGCUUAGGAGGAAUGUAAUCCUACACUGCUAUUUCACCCCAGACUUAAUUUUUCAUUCUUUGACAGUGUCUGGUCAGCACGUAUUCGUAAUUUCUUAUCAGUGCUCUCUCCCUAUAACACACACACAAACACUUUCUCUCUCAUCUCAUUGACUGUGUGUCCCUCUUGAGAUGCUGUAGCCAGUACACUUCCUCAAAAUAGUUUUAAUUACUCUAAGAUAACUCAAGAAAUCUGUAAUUAAUUUUGACGUUUUUGCCGAGGUCUUAGUUGCGCAAUUUUACAUCUAACUAAGAUGUUUGGUGCAGUAUUUCUGAAGUGAAAUAAUGUGCAUGAAAACUAGUAAUCUGUCGUUGAAUGACAACUUAAUUGAAGAAUCCCUACUGUUGACCAAUCACCGAUGAAGGAGCAUAGACAUCGGCUACCGAACUUCGACAAGCAUCAAGAGAAUAUGUUGUGUGCUCGAACAGCUGGAAAAAACCUGCUGAAUGCUGUCGAACACCAAAACGAAAAAAAUAUAUAAAGAAAUGUCAUAAUAUACACAAAAUUAGGAACACCUGCUCUUUUAGACUGACCAGGUGAAUUCAGCUGAAAGCUAUGAUCCCUUAUUGAUGUCACCUGUUAAAUCCACUUCAAUCAGUAUAAAUGAAGGGAAGGAGACAGGUUAAAGAAGUAUUUUUAAGCCUUGAGACAAUUGAGACAGGAUUGUGAAUGUGUGCCAUUCAGUGGGUGAAUUGGCAAGAUAAAAUAUUUAAGUGCCUUUGAACGGGGUAUGGUAGUAGCUGCCAGGCACAACGGUUUGAGUGUGGCAAGAACUGCAUCGCUGCUGGGUUUUUCACGCUCAACAGUUUCCCAAAGCACAUCCAGCCAACUUCACACAACUGUGGGAAGCAUUGGAGUCGACAUGGGCCAGCAUCCCUGUGGAACGCUUUCAACACUUUGUAGAGUCCAUGCCCCGACGAAUUGAGACUGUUUUAAGGGCAAAAGGGGGUGCAACUCAAUGUUAGGAAGGUAUUCCUAAUGUUUUGUACACUCAGCCUAUGCGUGAAUUGUUUCGACUGGGCAGCAUACGGAAGCUUUAGACUACACUCUGUGCUGUGUGUGCGCGCAUGUGUGUGUGGGGUGGCGGCUAACCUUCCUGAUAGCUACUCUAGCAAAGGUGAGAUUGCAAGUGUUCAUUUGGCCCAUUUAUUAGCAGCAAAGAUUUUCAUACAGGCAGAUGUCAUUGCAGUAGGUUCCAUAGUUCAUAGUGAACAUGCAAAAAAUACAGGCCUAUUAACAUCAAACAAAAACAGAAUGAGCAUCUGUAGUUUUCACACAACCAAUAAACUGUGUGCAGAACUACCAGUGGAUGGAGAAUAGAGUUAUUUGUCCCCCCCCUUCUGUCUCUCUCUCUCUCUCUCUCUCUCUCGCUCUCUCUCUCUCCCCCCCUCUCUGUUUGCAGAGUAUUUCAGUGCUCACCUGCAUGCACUCCACACAGACAGAAAAACAAAUCACUCCUUCCUAAACAAGAGUUCACAUGACCUUCCCCCCUCCCCCGCUCCCCCUCCCCCCUGCCAGGAUUCAACUCUGACCAUUCCUCAAUGUCCACUAGGCACUGUAAACAAAUAUGAUGGAAUAUUAGGCCCCCUAAAGAGGGGAGGUGGUGACAAAGGUGUUUGUGGAAGGGUGGGGUCAUAUAGGAAGUGUGGCUGCCAGGCGGUCUGUGUAUGGGUUCAGCCUUGGAGGGGGGGUGGAGGGACAGAGGACGAAGGGAAGAGGGGGGUGGAAGGCAGGAGGGAGGGCGCUUGUCAAGACCCCAUUGAUGUCACAUUCAGGCACGGGUGUGAGGGCCUUGGCUCACAGCCGAGACUGGACCGUCGGAGGGAGGACAGUUCUUUAUUCAAGGACAUUGAGUUUUGGUUUAAAGUGAAAUUACUGUUUCCCAGCUGAUUUGCAAGAGUAAAUCCUAUCGACUCAUAUAUUAGUCAAAGACACAUCCUUGACUCUAUUGACUCAAACUGAGUCAAUAGUGAAUUAUUUGCCCGUACCAGACUGGUAAACUGUCAGAUAACAGGAACAUUUGUCACACAUUUACUGUAUACUGUGUGCUUUUCAAGAACUCACUCAUCAAUUAACAAUAGAAUUCCUAGCAAUAGGAUUCUCAACCACAACCUAUUUCCAACCAGGAUAACAACACACCUAGGACCCUACUAUGUUUAAUCGAACGGGAAGUGUACAGUCUAGUUGUCAGCAAAGUACAUAGUCUUCUAAGCAAUGGCCACUUCACUUGUUGAGGCAACUAGAGGUACAUUUAUAUCACGAACCCCAAGAAGAAAGAAGACAUGUAUCUUUCAGCUGACUGAUUAUUGAGUAAUUCUUCAGUGUAUUCUUCAGGGAGUUUCGAUGAUAAACAUAUUCUGACAUUACUAAAAAGACUAGUCAAGCAGUGUGCUUUAAUGCUCUGUGACGAAAUACAGUGGCGAGGGCAACUGAUCAUUUAAUCAGUUAGACAAGUUACCAGCAGCUCUGUCUGACUCAUUGUCCCUGCUAUUAUCACACACACAGCAGCUAGGUCACCCGUGAUACAAGUCAGUAUUCGACGUCCAUCCAUGUCCGAGGACGUUGGGAGACGACGUGGAAACAGGCCACUAGGGGCAACAGUGAGCGCUGUUACCUUCAAGUAGGUUUUGAUUUUGCUAGGGUACUGUGGACAAGGAUGGUGGGUAGUCAUAAGCAUCUGCCUCAGGUGCCAAAGGUUGCAUGUUCAAAUCCAGCAAUAGAAAGUAGAUUUUUGUUUUAAGCCUAUCCCAAACCUUAACCCUUACCUUAACCAUCAGAGUCCACCCAAAAACAAAUUUUUGGGAUUUGUUUCAUUAGUCCAUUGUUGACAUAGUCCCAAAAUGUUUUGCUUGUCAGCAAUCAAGUUUUCAAGAUAUGUAACUUUCAAAAGACAAAAAUCAGCCCAUUUUGGGACUAUGUCAACAAUGGAGUAAUGAAACAAAUACCAAAAUAAUGUUUUUGGGUGGAGUUUUCCUUUAACCCUAACCUUAAAAAUCCAGAAAUAAUGCCUAAACUUAACCUUAAACACUUUGAAAGCAUCUGCCUCUGAUGUCAAAGGUUGCAUGCUCAUAUCCAGCAAUAGAAAGUUGUUUUUGAGAGUUUUGUUUUGAGCCUAUCGCAAACCUGCCUGGCGUUUGGCCUGUUGACAGCAGCUAUUGUGGUGUGUUGUCUGUCUGUUUAUGUGUGUGUGUUGAACAUGGCCCUUGCAGAGGCCUUGUGUAUUAGCCCUGUGGUAGGCCUCAGACAAUACACUGGUGCUCUCCUCCGACCAGCUCCAAACAUCAGGGGUCCGAUUAUUUCAUGUCGGCCCCUCGCCUCAGCCCAGCGUGGCCCUGUCAGAACUCAUGCUGUCAGCAGCACGCAGCAGACGAUCAAUUUAAUAAGAGCGAGUAGAUACGAACAAAAAGACACUGUGUUCCUAAGCACACUCAUCCACACAAAGAAACAAAGCCAGCAGCCAAGAAAAUCCAGCUCCAAAACAAGCAAGAGAUUAGAGAUUAUUUUUUCGUUUUCAGAUGCGCUACGUCGGGAUAAAAUAUGAAUAGUUAAUUCCCCAAAAGCACCUCUUCAGAACUGUGUUUUAGAGGUAUUUAAGUACUUUCCUCUACUUCAAUAUUCUAACAACACAAUGGGAUUCACAACUGCAAAUCUUUCACCUUCCUUUCCUCCCUACUGAUACCCAAAGGAAGUAAAUGCCAAUAAAUGUAUGGUAAUUCAUUGGGAAGUUCAAAGAGAAUAUAUAAAUGUCCUGUCUCCCUCAUCUCUAUCUUUGUAAACGUCACUAGCUUAUAACGCAUUCUUGACUGUGGUCAAUAAUUACAAGAACAUAUUUGACUUAACCGGAAGCUGAAGGCCAACACUGUUCACCUGUUGUUCACUGUGGUAUGAACUCUGAACUACACUCAAUAAAAAUAUACACACAACAUGCAACAAUUUCAAAGGUUUUACUGAGUUACAGUUCAUAUAAGAAAAUCAGUCAAUUGAAAUAAAUUCAUUAGGCCCUAAUCUAUGGAUUUCACAUGACUGGGAAUACAGAUAUGCAUCUGCUGGUCACAGAUACCUGAAAAAAAAGGUAGGGGUGUGGAUCAGAAAAACAGUCAGUAUCUGGUGUGAUCACCAUUUGCCUCAUGCAGCGCGACACAUCUCCUUCGCAUAGAGUUGAUCAGGCGGUUGAUUGUGGCCUGUGGAAUGUUGUCCCACUCCUCUUCAAUGGCUGUGCAAAGUUGCUGCUCAAUGGGUGAUGUCUGGUGAGUAUGCAGAACAUGGAAGAACUGGGACAUUUUCAGCUUCCAGGAAUUGUGUACAGAUCCUUGCGACAUGGGGCCGUGCAUUAUCAUGAUGAAACAUGAGGUGAUGGCGGCGGAUGAAUGGCACGACAAUGGGCCUCAGGAUCUCGUCACGGUAUCUCUGUUCAUUCAAAUUGCCAUAGAUAAAAUGCAGUUGUCCGUAGCUUAUGCCUGCCCAUACCAUAACCCCACCGCCACCAUGGGGCACUCUGUUCACAAUGUUGACAUCAGCAAACCGCUCGCCCACACGAUGCCAUCUGCCUGGUACAGUUGGAACCGGGAUUCAUCCGUGAAGAGCACAGUUCUCCAGCAUGCCAGUGGCCAUCGAAGGUGAGCUUUUGCCCACUGAAGUCGGUUACGCUGCUGAACUGCUUUCAGGACAAGACCCUGGUGAGGACGACAAGCACGCAGAUGAGCAGAAAUUCUUCGUUUGUGCAAACCCACAGUUUCAUCAGCUGUCCGGGUGGCGGGUCUCAGACGAUCCCGCAGGUGAAAAAUCUGGAUGUGGAGGUCCUGGGCUGGCAUGGUUACAUGUGGUCUGCAGUUGUAAGGCCAGUUGGACGUACGUCCAAAUUCUCUAAAAUGACGUUGGAGGUGGCUUAUGGUAGAGAAAUUAACAUAAAAUUAUCUGGCAACAGCUCUGCUGGACAUUCCUGCAGUCAGCAUGCCAAUUGCAUGCUCCUUCAAAACUUGAGACAUCUGUGGCAUUGUGUUGUGUGAUAAAACUGCACAUUUUAGAGUGGCCUUUUAUUGCCCCCAGCACAAGGUGCUCCUGUGUAAUGAUCAUGCUGUUUAAUCAACUUCUUGAUAUGCCACACCUGUCAGGUAGAUGGAAUAUCUUGGCAAAGAAGAAAUGCUCACUAACAGGGAUGUAAACAAAUUUGUGCACAACAUUUUAGAGAAAUAAGCUUUGUGUGCAUAUGGAACAUUUCUGGUAUAUUUUAUUUCAGUUCAUGAAACAUGGGACCAACACUUCACAUGUUGCAUUUAUAUUUUUGUUCAGUGUAGAAUAGGCUUCUCUGACCCUGUGUACAGCUGGCUACCAGCCUGCUGAAUCCUGUAGCUGCCUAGUGGAGCUUUUUUUUGUGAGCUAAGCAUGUGUCGGGGCCACUGCCACUCAGAUAGUGGCUAUCUAACCUCCUCCAGGACCUCUGAGGCAGAUAGUGUGCACUACAGGAGGGCAUCCAUGCACAUCCUGUCCUCUCUCUGUCAGGGUUGGGAGUCCACUGUAUGAGUCUGGCCAGGUGGACAUGUUGACUCUGCUGUCACUGGAGAGGGGAGAAGAGAUUAGUUGAGUGGAUAUGGAUAAGCCUCUCACCUCCACUCCUGGUGCCCCAAGCCUCUCACCUCCACUUCUCCUGGUACCCCAAGCCUCUCAACUCCACUUCUCCUGGUACCCCAAGCCUCUCACCUCCACUCCUCCUGGUACCUCAAGCUUCUCAACUCCACUUCUCCUGGUACCCCAAGUAACUCAACUCCACUUCUCCUGGUACCCCAAGCCUCUCAACUCCACUUCUCCUGGUUCCCCAAGCCUCUCACCUCCACUCCUCCUGGUACCUCAAGCCUCUCAACUCCACUUCUCCUGGUACCCCAAGCCUCUCAAUUCCACUCCUCCUGGUACCUCAUGCCUCACAGCAGGAACUGUUGCUGGACUGGGAUCACUGGUGUUGGACUGGUGUUGGAUUGGAUUCACUGGUGUUGGACUGGUGUUGGACUGGUUUCAUAAGCUGGUUCUGCUAGUGUUGUGCUCGUUUGACUGUAGCAUUGGACAGGUGUUGCUGGAGCCUGUUCCUCUGCUAUAAACUCCUUGGCAGCUCCAGUCAGAACUGUCUGUCUGCCAACACCUGCCACUUGGGAUGAAUAUGUCAUAUUUUCACAUUAUGCCAUAAUUACACAGUGACAUAUAGUAGAUAUUUUUCCCAUUGCUAGAGAGACACAUAAUAAUGUUAUGUAUCUUAUAUCAGCUGUCUCUAUCAAAUCACACAAGUGACCUACCAUCAACGGAAUUAUUUGAAUAUUGUCGUCUCUGGAAUUGAAGAAGUAAGGAAAGCGGUACAUAAUUUAGCAUGUGGGCCGUCCUUGGAUCUUUCACACGUAUUGUGCUGAUGUGAUGCCUCUGGAAGGGAACAGAAAUGCGCUUUUCUCAAUGAGUUACUCUGUGGGAGAGACAGAACACAAUAGAAACUCUUGUAUUGAGCUGUCAGGCGACAAUCCAAUCCCAAGCCUGGUCCCUUCAAAGUAAAUGAAGGUGUUAGAUUAAAUUUCGAACGCCAUGUGUUACCCCACCACAGGAUCAUUAAAUUGCAGUGUGGAGUCAUUGUAUUUUGAUGACGCCGUGCACUGACUCAGUGAAAUGUAAUAACACUGUUGGAGAAGUAGAUCUUUCAGCAUGGAGGUGUGGUCCAUAUACGUGUUAGGGGAAUAGAUUGGGCACCAGGUUUUGUGUGUUUGUGUGUGUGUGUGUGUGUGUGUGUGUGUGUGUGUGUGUGUGUGUGUGUGUGUGUGUGUGUGUGUGUGUGUGUGUGUGUGUGUGUGUGUGUGUGUGUGUGUGUGUGUGUGUGUGUGUGUGUGCGUGCAUUAUAUGCUAGUCAGUCAGACAAACAUGGAAGCAGUAAGCCUCAUCCUAUAAUUUGUCAUACAGUACAUUUAGCAUCUAUGCCAGCUCACAACUUAUCAAGAGACACUCAUAAACAAUGACAUUGCAAAUAAGCCUAUAAGGUAACCAAACAGAUUAGCUCUCAGAAUCCUACAGUAGAUAUUGCCCUCUGUGCGACCCCUGUGUGACCUCUUCCCCCCAAAAAUGAUACCGCUUGAUUCUUGAUUUUUUUUCUUCCUAAUCACAGCAAAGUUCCUGUGGGAAUUAAAGCCACCACCACUUCCCCUGCCAGCCACAUGUUGUUUAUGCUAUAGCUACUGAACAUACCAUGCAUGGCUCUGUUUUGAAUGUACAGCCAUUGUUGAUGUGGUGAUUAAGUUGAUGUGUACUGUACACUCAGAUGGAUGGUGGGGUGGGGGUUUGGGGGUGUAUAAGAAUGGUUUUUCUUGCAGUAAAAAACUUGGGGUGAAUUGUGAUAAACAUGAUAAUAUCAUGCUGUUUUGCAUUUACAGUCAUCACAAACUUGAAUGUAUUUUUCUUGAAGUUUAACUUGAUUCUUCUGUCCUUUUCUCUAGGCUCCCACAAUGUUUGAACUAAACAUGACCACUGCCAAGCCAAUGCACCUCAUCAUCACCACAGACUCAGAGCAGGUCAUAUACUCUGCGGCCAAUGCUAACAUGGAUGUCAGCUUAUACGUAAGUAUAGCACCUCUUCUCAUUUAAGUGUUUCCUUUUGCCACUUGUUUCCUUGGGGUUGUUUAUCAGUUAGUGUAAGGGCAUUACAGUAUGUCAGUGUAUGAAAAGUACACAAAAAGUUAUAUGCAAAUUUAUACUCCAGGAAUUACAGUAUAUCCUAGCCGGGAGAAAAGCAGAUGCUGACUUAUAUUAGACUUACACUUUAAUGCCCAAUCGCCUAGAGAAAUAGAGAAGGACUCUCAAUAGGUAUUGCCUGAUAGAUAGCUGGCUGCAUUGCCUGAUAGCUGGCUAAUGGGGGCUUGGCAAGGACUGGGAGUCUAGCCUGGCAGCUCUCCUGUUCCUGCCAGCUGAGCUGCUCCACUCUACUCUGCUCUGUUCAGCUCCAGUGUUUGGAGCCGGGGAGGGAGGGGAGGGUAGAGCCUCACUGCCAGGCCUCCCUACUUCCAUAGUUAAUCAGGGGAGAAAUGCUUUUCUGCAGGCCCAGAUGGGCCCUCCAAGCCAGAUGUUUGACAUAGAACCAGCCCCAGCUGUGCAAGCCCCUGGGGCAGUUUGGAGAAGCAAUUACCCUUGUUUGUUUAGUUUGCCAGUCCCCAAGGACCUGUGUGUAUUUCAUAUCUGGUACACAUUAUAAAAAGAAGCUUAAAGUGUGUUGGAGUAGGGAACAAGUUAAUAGUCUCUGUCAGACACUGGGGAUGUAUAGUGUUAUAGUGGAGACAUUAACUUGAGUAUUGUGUUGUUCAACCUAUCUACUAGAUUUACACACUUCAAGUGAGGUUUUAGAAAGAAAGGACUCCUUCAGAAGAGAGAUGGUGUGUCUCAAAGGGUUUCGUCUUGUCAACCGAAAUUUGGAAAUGAAGCAGAAGGGACUGAUAGGAUGUUUUCUUUGGGAGUUUGACAGUAAAUGAUAGUGUUAUUGAUUUUGGAUCCCUGCCUGGGACUCAAACCACCCCUUGUCUGUAGGCACCCAUUCUCUUGAAACAGAACUCUUGCUUUUUAUCACAAUGAACACAAGUACCAAGCUGAGUUGAGAGUUCAGACCAUGUCCACAGCCCAAGCAUCCUCCUCUUGAGCUCUGCUCCUCACACAAAGUGUAAAAUAAAUAACAUUAUAUUUUAUCUAUUUCGACCCUCUAUCCUCUGUUUAAACUUCGCCAUAUUAAGGUGCUGUUAAAAAUCAAUAAUCUUCCACAAUAAAUAGGAUGAUUCAAUGUUUACAACACUGUCAGCAGUCUGUGAUAGUAGGAUAGCCUAUCAUGUCAUGCAGAGAGGGGGAACAUUUUACAUGAAGAGGGGAUGUUUGUGUGGGAUGGGAGGAUGGUGUGUAGUGGAUCACCUGGGAGUGUUGCCAUUUUAAUGGAAAAAAACAGCAUCUGGUGUCUGUCUGAGGAAGUGCGUCACGAGGAUGACAGAUCUGCUGGGUACAUGCCCAGUGUUCUAUCCAGCUGUGACCGGGACACGGAACAGUCACCACACACUCAGAUGGGACCGAGUACAUUUGCGUACAUUCACAAAAGGCCACCGACCUGUGGGUUCAUCGUCAAGGUUCAAGGUCUCGCAUCCUCAGUUGCCCCUCCUCCCAUCCUCACUGUUGUAGAUCUUGUCGUUAGUUCUCCAUCUAAUAUGGGGUGGUAAUUUAGCUUCACACCAAGACAUGAUACACAGUGGGUGUUUCUCAAAAUGCGAACUACCGCGCUCCGAGCACACAAAUUGGAGCACGGGAGGCUCGGAGUAUGAGUCCAAAUCAAAGUAUGCGAAACGGAGCACGGAGGGCACUUCUCGAAUGCGUACUCCGUUUCUACAUAUUUUGAAGCAUGCAUCGAUGCAAGCCAUAAUAACAUUGACAUAACAAUGACAUAACAUUUCUUGAAAUCAAUGGCGGCCAUUAUUUGAGCUGAAGAGAGCGAAAAUACACUCCGACUUCAGAAUGAAAUGUUGCCUAUUCACAUCUCAUAUGUUGUCUGACUACAAUAUUUUAUCUUGAUACAUUAAUAAAUACAUACUGUGUUAAUUUUGAAAUGUUUACCUGCCUUCGUACCGUAGAUCGCAAGCCCAUAAUAAGUAAAUAGGGCUAACUGGCUAGCUACUACUGUUAGUUAUGAAGUAAAACGUUUGGUUUGUGUAUAUCUUGUUUCGUCUAUUGUUGCAAUUGUCCUGGCUGGAAGGAGGUUCAAUGAAUGGGGAGGUGAAGCGUGAGGUAAUACAGUAAAGGGAGUGCGAGUGCUUCUCAAAUGUUAUGUUUUAUGCAUUCUCCACACUCUUGUCCUCACAAGAACAUACUCAAGAGAAUGUUGUCAGAGAAUGCACUCGGAGCAUGAGAGUGCGGAGCACGGUAGUAUGCAUAUUGAGGAAGACUAUGUUAUGUAAGAGUUGAUGACCCCUCUGGCGUAGUCCCCUGCACGUCCUCGUGCAGACAGUUCACGAUGCGUCCUUGGAGCCAAGGGGACAGAGACAGACAGAUAGGCGAAUGGCCUUGACCUCGAACCUAAUCUAUUUUGGAUGGGUGCCUGUUCUAAACAGCCCACCAGAUAGCUCUCUCUGACAGUGACUUAAAUCCCCCUGACUCCUCGGUGAUAGCAACGGCACAGACACACAAUGAUGAGUGUCACGGCUACACACAAUACAGAGUGUCUACACAGCAUCUGAGCGAUAUGGUACCUAGCUGUCACGCCAGGGUUCUCCACGGGGUUAAUGAGGCAGUACGAGAGGAGAAGAGGGGAGUAGAGAAGAAGAGGAGAGAAGUGAGGAGAAUGAGAGGGGAGGAUAUAGGAGGAGAGAAGAGGAGUGGAGAAGAGGAGGAAGAGAGGAGAGAAGAGGAGAAGAGAGGAGAUGCGAGGAGAGAAGUAGAGGAGAGAAGGAUGCGUCUUUCUAUUUCGAUCCACAUUAAACAAAAUAUACACGCAUGAGAAGGACCAAUCAAUCACACAGGUUUACUUGGCUUUCAGCAGAGCGUUCUGGCUGGCUGUGUGGGGUCUGGCUGCAGCUGGCAGGCCUUAACACACACAUACACACACACUGACCGCUAACAUGGAGGUCCACAGAGAAAACAAUCAGUGGUCUUCUUUCCAGCCCUUUAAGACCUCGACCACCAGGAAAUAUAUGGACUUUAUUCCUCAAACACCAAAAUCAUUGCCAACACAAGGGCUGCUGCUCUCUCCCCCUUCCCUAGCCUCUUCUUGGCAAAACACUGAGCACAUACUGUACCUCCUGUGAGUUUGUGCAAUGCAGCGUAGCUAAUUGUUUGUUGUUGUUCUUAUGCGAUCCAUUAUCAUGAAAUUAAUUGUAACAACACAUCAGACCUAUAUAAGUCCCCCCAGUCCAGAACAAUUUGUCCAUCUGUGUGCUAUAUUAGCUGGAAUGCAACGGGAAUAGUGAUGAGAACAUUGAUGGGGGAGAAAAUGAAGCCAUUGUUGAGACAGGAUCCAAAGGGAAAUGGAUAUCUGCUCCAUCCAUCUGCUCUGAAUAAUAUAUAAAGGGACUCUAUUCUCAAGAUCUUGGGCUAAUGAUCUAAUUGUUUUUUUAUAUGCUUAUAGAAGUAUAAUUGUCUUUAAACCAAUAUUUGAUUAGCAAAUGAGUACAGAUUGGGCGCGACUCUUAGGUUACACCGAAAUGGCACGUAACCGAUACAUUAGAACACCUACUUGAGUGCUUCAUGUACAUUCCAUUAUUCCCCUGGCCUGUUCGGGAAACAGGGGAAUGUGUGCUGUAGUAUGCAUGCACUAGGCUGGAUGUAUAUAUUUAUACCCGUAUGGAGCCAGAUUCCAGCCGACUCCACUGACGCACAGAGUUAAAAAGGUCCCCAUUUCCCGGCCCCACUCAGGAAGCGAAGGAAAGACCUUGGCUCCAACGGGGUUGUGCAACCGGCCUUGUAGACACUUUAGCAUAAUAAACAUUCCUUUUCAAAUGGCCCUGCUCUGCUCAGAGAAUAAAGAGAGAGAGAGCGAGGGAGAGAGAGAGAGAGCGAGAAAGAGAAAGAGAGAUGGAGAGAGAGAGAGAAGGAGAGAUCGAGAGAGAGAGAGCGAAAGAGAGAGGGAGGGAGGGAGAGAGAGAGAGAUGAAGAUACAGACAGACAGAAAGAGGGAGAGAGAGAGACAGAGGGCGAGAGAGAGAGAGAGAGGGAGGGAGAGGGAGGGGGGCAUGCUUUAAUGUGGCUGUUGUCAGACACAUUGGGCAAACAUGAGGUAGCAGCCUCUAAAUAAGGCGCUGACUCACCUGAUGCCACGGUAACAAUGAGCAGACAAACAGAGCUGUCUGACCCUCCUAGAGGUAGAGUGGCUUAAUGACUUAGGGUUGUACUGUAUAUUAACAAUAAUCCCUCCACGUACAUAAAGGAAAUUAAAAAUAAUGGAGUGGAUCGUGUUAACAGACAGAUUCAAUCAAACUUGCCUUGUACAUUUGUUUUGAACUACUGCCUAAGCACACACCUCUUCUUAAGAAUCUACUUGUGAGGAGAGUUUACCUGAGAAUAGUAGUUAAUAAGUCGUUUGUAAAUUUUUACAUUAGCCUCUCAAAUACUAUUCUGUGAUCUAGUUUGACCAGAGGACAAAGCGCUACUGUGAAUCAUUUUUGCAAUACAGGUUCAAUUGAAUUGAACCCAUAGUAUCAUAACUUGACAUACAAUAGAUGGAGUGUCAAAGAGACCUGAAAUGAAAUGUCUAAUGUAUUUUCUUUUACUCACCAGGUGGCCAAUGACUCCAAUAUGAUGUUGAUUGGUUCAAAUGUCGACAUCCAGAAAAAAGCCCUCCCCACAGACAACAAAGAUCUAGUGAGAUGGGCCACCGAGGAGUUUGGUGGGGUGACGUCUUUCACCACUGUCCAGAACCCAAGGAGCAUCACUUCCACAGGGAGAGAGGGUAAGACACUGUCAGAUACAAUCAGAUACAUACAACGUACCUCAAGCUUACACAACUCCCACAAACUGUCCGUUUUUGCUGGGUUUGUUAAUAUAAACUGUGACCGAAGAAUGGCAGAUUAUGUAACAAAUCUGAAUAAUAAAUAUUAAUGAUUUUACAGGAACAAGACUCCUUCCAACUGGCUCCAACAACUGUACUCUUGAAAAUGAAUGGCAUUCCCUCAAGCACUAUCUGACGUUAGAAUCAAACAUACCUUCAUCAAUCAAGUCCUGCUCGAACCAGCCUCCCAACAGUCACACAGAGAAAGAACUAUACAUCGUUAACAUCCCUGAGGAUGUCAGCAUUCGGUAAGACACCGAAGAGUCUCUUGGCUAAAAACAUUAGCAACACUUUCCAUGAUAGUGGCCUUAUACAGGUUAUUGUAAUGGUUGUUUGUGCUCUUGAACGGUAAAGCAACACUAUUUUGUUGUUCCAGCAAUGUCUCUGUGCACGUCAUCAGUGAGAGGCAGAUCAGUCUGUUCCUAAGGGGACCUCAGGGUACCAUGUGGAGCAUCCAUGACCCACAGCACACCAGCUUCUGUGUAAGCACUGGAUAACAUCUACAGUUAAUUCAAUUGUAGUAUCAAUGCCUGAAAGUGAAUCACCAAUGACUCAGACAUUUUACCUGCAUUUGUCUGGUCUUCAUUUCAGGCCCAGAUCAGUAUGCAUUUUGCUCUAUGACUGACAAAGGUGUCCUAUAUAAAUUGGGAAAAACCAUACAGUACUCUCUAUUAUAUUAUAAUAAUAAUAUAAUAAUAAUAUUAAGUCUCUCUCUCUCUCUCUCUCUCUCUCUCUCUCUCUCUCUCUCUCUCUCUCUCUCUCUCUCUCUCUCAGUCUAACAACGUGAUCAUGCUUGCGGUCUCCAGCAUGAUGCAUAAGAUCCCUCCCACGGUCGCUAUCACCACAGACAGUGCCGUUGCUGUACAAAAGAAGGCCUUUGAACAUUUCAAAGCCAGCACCAUCACCAGCUAUUCUGAGAUCCGAACCGCGGGCAACAUGGUCACACUGGUCCUGGGGAAUAAGGACCACACUCCAGGUAAGAUACAGUUACAGUCACAGUGAGCAUAGUAAAUAUUAGCCGCUAGCAAGGGUAGCAUGACUAUGGAGUUGUGUUAAGACACAGUUCCUGUCAAUUGUCUGUACAUUUGACAAUUGUUCUGAUUAGUUAAUGAAUGUAUGUAAGUAAAUGCAAAUUCCAUACACAGAGUGACCAAUUCUACAAUCAUAAAUGAUCAUACUGUUGGUGUAUAUACUGCAAUAAAAAUAUGCUUUAGCAAGCUUUCUCAGUAAUUGGUAGCUAACACUAUGCCACUGUUGCCUGCUGGCUCCUAUCUUAGCCAACAUUAUUAUUAUUAUUAUUUAUGAUUUUAUUAACAAAUAUAUGGUACACCUAUCCUGUAGUAUCAUGUAUACAUGCAUUCUUACUGACAGGUGAACGUUGUGUCUUGCUGUCUCAGUCACAGAGGCUGCACCAACCGAGUCCACCCCAUCGCCCCCUAGCCCCCCUCAGAUGCCUCUGAUCAUGCAGCUGUACACCUCUCCAGACUACCGCUCCCCUCUGGACCCCAACGUCAAGGUGCAGAGUGACAAGAGGAUCUACGCAGAGGUGAGAGCCCUUUGAGUUAUUUCACUCUGACACCUUCCUGCUCUUUUUAAUCCUCUCCCAGUUCCUCUGCCGUGCCCAAUUUCUCCCUCUAAGCCCUGCACACCUUCACAUCUGCAUGACUCCUAACACACAAAGCAAAAGUCUCUGCAAUAGAAUGGCAAUCUACAGGAAUUAAAGUUUGGGGAUGUAGCUACAUCCAGGAGAGGACUUUAAAAAAUAUAUAUGUUGAUAGUAUCGUCAAAUGUAUAUACAGUAUAACACCAUAUACACUGCUCAAAAAAAUAAAGGGAACACUAAAAUAACACAUCCUAGAUGUGAAUGAAUGAAAUAAUCUUAUUAAAUACUUUUUUCUUUACAUAGUUGAAUGUGCUGACAACAAAAUCACACAAAAAUGAUCAAUGGAAAUCAAAUUUAUCAACCCAUGGAGGUCUGGAUUUGGAGUCACCCUCAAAAUUAAAGUGGAAAACCACACUACAGGCUGAUCCAACUUUGAUGUAAUGUCCUUAAAACAAGUCAAAAUGAGGCUCAGUAGUGUGUGUGGCCUCCACGUGCCUGUAUGACCUCCCUACAACGCCUGGGCAUGCUCCUGAUGAGGUGGCGGAUGGUCUCCUGAGGGAUCUCCUCCCAGACCUGGACUAAAGCAUCCGCCAACUCCUGGACAGUCUGUGGUGCAACGUGACGUUGGUGGAUGGAGCGAGACAUGAUGUCCCAGAUGUGCUCAAUUGGAUUCAGGUCUGGGGAACGGGCGGGCCAGUCCAUAGCAUCAAUGCCUUCCUCUUGCAGGAACUGCUGACACACUCCAGCCACAUGAGGUCUAGCAUUGUCUUGCAUUAGGAGGAACCCAGGGCCAACCGCACCAGCAUAUGGUCUCACAAGGGGUCUGAGGAUCUCAUCUCGGUACCUAAUGGCAGUCAGGCUACCUCUGGCGAGCACAUGGAGGGCUGUGCGGCCCCCCAAAGAAAUGCCACCCCACACCAUGACUGACCCACCGCCAAACCGGUCUUGCUGGAGGAUGUUGCAGGCAGCAGAACGUUCUCCACGGCGUCUCCAGACUCUGUCACGUCUGUCAUGUGCUCAGUGUGAACAUAAUAAUAAUAAUAAUAAUAAUAAUAAUAUGCCAUUUAGCAGACGCUUUUAUCCAAAGCGACUUACAGUCAUGCUUACUUACAGUCAUGCUUUCAUCUGUGAAGAGCACAGGGCGCCAGGGGCGAAUUUGCCAAUCUUGGUGUUCUCUGGCAAAUGCCAAACGUCCUGCACGGUGUUGGGCUGUAAGCACAACCCCCACCUGUGGACGUCGGGCCCUCAUACCACCCUCAUGGAGUCUGUUUCUGACUGUUUGAGCAGACACAUGCACAUUUGUGGCCUGCUGGAGGUCAUUUUGCAGGGCUCUGGCAGUGCUCUUCCUGCUCCUCCUUGCACAAAGGCGGAGGUAGCAGUCCUGCUGCUGGGUUGUUGCCCUCCUAAGGCCUCCUCCACGUCUCCUGAUGUACUGGCCUGUCGCCUGGUAGCGCCUCCAUGCUCUGGACACUACGCUGACAGACACAGCAAACCUUCUUGCCACAGCUCGCAUUGAUGUGCCAUCCUGGAUGAGCUGCACUACCUGAGCCACUUGUGUGGGUUGUAGACUCCGUCUCAUGCUACCACUAGAGUGAAAGCACCGCCAGCAUUCAAAAGAGACCAAAACAUCAUCCAGAAAGCAUAGGAACUGAGAAGUGGUCUGUGGUCACCACCUGCAAAACCAGUCCUUUAUUGGGGGUGUCUUGCUAAUUGCCUAUAAUUUCCACCUGUUGUCUAUUCCAUUUGCACAACAGCAUGUGAAAUGUAUUGUCAAUCAGUGUUGCUUCCUAAGUGGACAGUUUGAUUUCACAGAAGUGUGAUUGACUUGGAGUUACAUUGUGUUGUAUAAGUGUUCCCUUAAUUUUUUUGAGCAGUGUAUGAUAUAGAGGGACCAUACAAUGUAGUAUGCAGUAUGUACAUGGGAGCAAAUGCAUCCCCCAACAUCUCCCACCAGGCCUGCUCUAGGCUACAAAACAACACCCAUACUGCAGUGUAUGCAAACAUUUCCAGCACUACAAUCAUUCCUAUGCCCUCUCAUCCCUCUCCUCUCCUACAGAUCUCAGGGAGGAUGCUGGGGGAGAUUGUGCUGACCAUCAAGGUGAUCAACUGCUCGGUGCGCUCCAAGGGCUCAUGCCCGGUGGUCAGGGACAUGCCCUUCAGGCCAGAGGCGUGCUCCUCCACCAUGUGCCCCAACAGUACCAGGGUUAGCUUCUCCCUAGAGCUGCUCCAAGACCUGGCGUCCACUAGCUGGGACCUGGAGUGCUCCGUCAAACUCUGCUUCAGUGAGGUAUGUAGGUGUGUGUUGGGGGGAGGAGGUGUGUGUGUAGGUGUAUGUGUGCAUGUAGGUGUGUGCGUGUUGGGGGGUAUUGCUUUUUUUUACUUCUGUGAGAAAAUGUGUUGCCUUUUCUUCUUUUUGUAUGCUUUCUUUCAUUCUUGAGCAUUUUUCAUAGAGCUUUGAAAACAUUUUUCUCUGACAAUUUGAUUUCAACAUCAUAACAGCAACUAUGGUUCCAGAAAGUGUUCAUUUAGAGCCAAACUGAAUAUGAAAUAUCAUAUACAGAGAAGAUUCUUCAAGGGAUAGUGUGUGCCAGCUGUUGUUCACUAAACAUUGUUAAUUCUAAGCUGUAGCUUAGUCAACAAGCCAAAUCUUCAGUGAACUUUCCCUUUCACCUUAAAGCAUUUUUGAUGUUUUGAGUUGACUUUAGUAGGUUUUAGUAUCUUUGCCAACAAAGCACACUUAAGGAUGUGUCUCACUCUCUUGGUAUUCUCUUGUAGAAAUGUGGAGAUGGAGGAAGAGUGAAGAGGAACUUGGAGGUCACCCAGACAUACAUCCCACCACCAAGUGAGUUCAAUUAACUCCAAAUCCUUCCAGCUCUGUUGUAAUAGUGUAGUUUGUCCUUCUGGCAACUCAACCCUUACUUUUUAUCUUAUCAGCUUUGGUAUCAGGCAACAUUUACAGUACACAUGAUAACCCCAAUGUUGGCCCUUAAAUGACAGAAUUCAUAAAUUCAAAUUUAGUGUAUUUUUAAACAUGACUGUUCUCUGUCGUUGAUAUGACCCCCAACUUCCCCUAUGCUAUGCUGUGCCAUCGUCUUUCCUUUGGAAAACCACAAGAUAGCCAAAUGAAAUCAGCACUAACACUGCUGUCAAAUGCAACAAUAGGAGAGCCACUGCAUUGUCCUCCUCAACCCUCAGCAAUUCCCCUCUCAGAACAUUCCAUCAUCCAUCUCAUUCCAGCCACAGCAGCUGCUGGCAGUCUGUCCGUCUGUCUCGGUCGUCCCGUCUUCCAUCGAGCCCACUUUGACAUUGGGCCCGUUGUCAUGGCGAUGAUGAAUUCAGGAUAUACGGAAAGAGAGGGGUCGUAGAGGGGAUGCGAGGUGGGGUGAGGCCUCCUCCUUAGGAAGGCCUGCAGCCUGACCUUGUGGCCACAAUCAGCCAGUAAUGACCCUCGGGGGGAUCCAUUGUGUCCGAGGUCUGGCCGCUCGGCUGUACGUCCCGAAAAAUAACUGGAGCUAUUGUCAGAAACCCCGAAAACAAAGAAUGGAAGGUGUCACUCUUCAAAGGGGAGGACAAUCUCUGGGCAGAUGAGUCAGGAACAAACCUUACAUUCCUCAACCGUCUGCAAGCCCAGAACGGAAGCCCAUUAUUUUGGGGUGAAAAAGAAAAGAGGACAAACCUCAGGUUCAUGUUUUGGCUUGGCACAUAGCUCCCCAGCUUUCGCCAAAAAUUACUUUUUUCCUGCAAUUUACUCACGCAGGAGAAGAAGAGGAUACAUGUUGGAGCAUCAGCGGCUUGAUGAUGAUGGGGUUGGAGGCGACACAGCCCUCGCUGCUCAUUUUUGUUUUUGCAUCCUGUUUUAUUGGUCAGCCCAUUCUGGUUCUUAUGUAAUGGAAAGGUGAUGUGAGUGUGUGGAGGGACUCAGGGACUUGUGAUGGAGAAUGGCUGAAUGGGAAUCAGUGGCAAGGGAACAACGUUUCCUCCCAUUAAACUGCAUUAAACCUCAUUGACCUAAGCGCUCCUUUUUAUCCACGCCUGCCAAGUGACUACACAGUGCACACACCAAACAACUGGAGCCAGCCAACUCUCUGGGCUCUCAGUUCUGCUUCAGAAUUCUGGCCAGAGUGUUGGAAUUUGGCUUUUCUGACACUUGAGGCAGGCUGACUGCUGCUGUUGUUGCUGGGGGUCCCGCCUGCUUUCAUUGGCCAGGAUGUGGCUCCCCCUCGGUUGUCCUUCCUGUUUGGUAGCUGUCCCCCAGAGGGCUCUUUGGAGUAGUAGUGUCGUAGUACAGGCCUGCUGCUGUCCGUCCUCUCCACCUCCUCCCCACCUACAACAAGGCUUCUGCUUCCUGUCUCUGUUUGUUCAGCUUUGCUGUCCAACCCAAACACACAAAUAACAUGUCGGCCCAUUCUGGAAAACAAAUAAAAGAAAGACUGUAAAAUAGGUUUCUGUUUAGACAUGAAUUGGGACAGGGCCUUUGAGUCUGUAAUGUUAGUACAGUAGUAGAUCAUUAAUUAUCCUCCUAUAAAGAUAACUUUAAUCACUUACAAUCUAAUUCUUUAGACUUUAUUGAAGGAUGUAGCCUCCACAUUAGAUUAAUUCCAAUGGCACACAAAGGUUUCAAUAUAUUGUGACAGUAGAGCAGUGAUGAUUAAGGGAUUUUAAUAGGGUGAGGGGAUGAAUGAUCUUUAAUAUUAUUUAAAGAACAUAGACUAUUGCAUGGACACCAUAAAUAACAAAAUUAACCAGAUGCACAUGGCUUGCAGGAUGGUGGCAAGAGGUGCAGCCAAACAAACAGAAUGUCGUCCCUCACCCUUCCUGCAUCCUGUCUUUCCUGUCCUUCAGGAAAAGAGAGAGCGGUCUGUAGCCUAGCGUAGCGCUGAGCCUAGCAUGUAGCACAGUGGCACAGGAUGCAGGAAGCUUAAGGUGGCAGGUGAGAGAAACUGCACAGGGUAAGACACAGGAUGGCUUCUGCCCAGGGGACUGAUGAUUAGCUUCCUCCCAAAUUCUCAGGAUCCAUGUUGGAAAUUUUCACUAGUAAGGAAGCAGAAGCAGGGAAACGUGUGUGUGCCUUGGUGUGUGUGCAUUUGUGCACAUAUGCUCACAUGCUAGGAUGCACACAUGUUUGUGUGUGUGUGUUAGUGUCAGAGGCCUGUGUCAGUGCAGCACAUGGCCAGGGCCUGCUUUCUGACAGUUGAUUUUAGAGUUCUGUCGAGAGAGAGCAAUUCUGCCUCAGCCAUUGGCUCCAGAGUUGUUUUGUUUGCAUCUAUGUCUGUAAUUGCUGGAACGGCUUGUGCGGGACCAUGACACUCACAGGCUGCCCAGGGAGCACUGCCAGGGCCAAGCUUUGGGACUGCAAACUUAACUUCACAUCGCAUGAUGAGAAAGCCAGAACUCACGAGUACACAACAGCGAUAAGCAUUUGCUUCCACAAACAGAUUUGGCCUCAAUUGUGCAAUGUGCUUGAGACAAAAAAAAAAAUGUAUGAGCUUGUAAUGUUAACUGGUUGUAUGCCUAUGAAGUGUGCUGAAAAUGAGGAAAUCAUAGGAGGAAUAAUCUCUGUGAUUCCGCUGACAUCCAACGAUACUACUAAAUACCCCAAUGUGAGACAUGCAUUAAUGUGUUUAUUCUGUGUGUUCUAGCUGUGUGUAUUGACUUUGGUCUGUCAGCCGUGCUGGGCAUCGCUUUCGGAGGCUUCCUGAUCGGAGUUCUGCUUAUUGGAGCUCUGUGGUUCAUCAAGAUCCGCACAGGUGAGUCGGAGUCCCACAAUCUCUUUUGUGGUGUUAUACUGACAUACUACAAAAGUGUUUUUAGAGGUAUUUUUCUCUUGAUUUGAGUUCUCUCUUAAUUUUACCUUGACUUCAUUUUAAAACUGUUUUAUUCUGUUUUAUGGGAUCUAGGAUACCCCACCGGACUGGAUGUAGGGUCGACUGCAGUAAACCUCUCAGGUAAGAUGCUAGUCACUGUUUCUGGUUGAUGCCAGUUACACUUAAACAUAAAGAGCUAUAUUUUCCAUGAAGAGGGAAUGGUAAUGUAGGCAACGCUUAUAGAUCAGGGAAACCCGUCCUUUUCUGAUCUCUCUCAUGAUCUCUCUCCCUCAGUCAUUCAUGCAAUCAAUCAACCAACCAGUAAAUUAGUCGUUAUUAGAGGCAGAGGCAACUGGUUUGCACCCCAGAGGCAACUGUUUUGCAAGCAGAAAUUUGGUUUGCCAUAAAUCUAAAAUAUGUUUCUUCUCUCCCCAGGAUGUCCUUGCUCUCUGACCAGCAAACGGCAACCCGUCUCUACAAACCCCUCCCCCUCUGAGAACAGUAGUGCCAAUGCCAGCAUUGGCAGCACUCAGAGCACGCCAACCAGCAGCAUGGCAUGAGAUCAUCAGCACCACUGUCUCCCCUUUCUGUCACACGAGGGGCCUUGUGCUAUUUGUUUGCUCUUUCACCAUGCUUAAGAAAGCAUAACCACCCUCUCUUUAGUCACACCACAAACACGCACCCUCUCUCACCCGUGACCCCACCUGAAAGUGGUG
This is a messenger RNA of Coregonus sp. 'balchen', 21631 nucleotides long. The record is from the annotation of a GenBank genome assembly. NCBI's taxonomy places the organism in Eukaryota, Metazoa, Chordata, Actinopteri, Salmoniformes, Salmonidae.